Lingula anatina is the source of this 486-nucleotide messenger RNA. RefSeq lists its product as uncharacterized. The record is from RefSeq and is a predicted model, not a curated record. Lineage: Eukaryota; Metazoa; Brachiopoda; Lingulata; Lingulida; Lingulidae.
AUGAGAUCACAACCCAACCUGGCUGAGGAAGACCCAGUGUCAUUAAAAGUAUUGAGGCUGUUUCAUCCAAUAGUGCUCAAUACCCAUAAGCCUCUAAAGGUGGGCACUGAUGGAAACUGCCUAUACAGGGCACUAUCCCUUGGAUUAUACAGCACAGAGAACCACCACCUGCACCUUCGGCUCCUGACAGCCAUGGAGAUAAUCACCCACCGAGAUGACUACGACAUUGAAUCCCAUCACUACAAAGGCUACCUAUGUGGCACUGUGGCAGAUGUCUCCAACAACGAGGUAUAUGCGGCCUGCAGUCCAGGCCAGUGGUCUGGGAUGACACACAUCUAUGCUGCAAGUGCAGCACUGAAGGUGGCCCUCAGGUCCUAUUGUCCCCCAGUGCUCAAUGAGAAUUUCUUAAUAACACCUUUGUCCAGAAAAGUUACGNUUUUUUUUUUUGUCAAAAAUAAUUUAAGACACAGUGGCGUUCAGAGUUAA